This is a messenger RNA of Priceomyces carsonii, 1086 nucleotides long. RefSeq lists its product as uncharacterized. Gene Ontology annotation, molecular function: 2-oxoglutarate-dependent dioxygenase activity. The transcript has a single exon. The record is from RefSeq and is a predicted model, not a curated record. Lineage: Eukaryota; Fungi; Ascomycota; Pichiomycetes; Serinales; Debaryomycetaceae. The coding region runs from base 1 to 1086 and encodes 361 amino acids.
AUGACAUCUGUAGAGGGCCCCAAAAAAUGGAAGGAGCCAGUUCCUACAAAAUAUGACUUGGACUGGGCUGAUCUAAGUAUUAUUGACUUAAGUACAUUUGACGAACCUGGAGGCAAGGAAAAGCUUGCAAGUGAUCUUGAAAGAGCUGUAAAAAAAGACGGAUUUUGGACUGUUGUAGGGACUGGAAUAUCAGAAAGUGAAAUGCAUGAGUUUUUUGGGCUUGGGCAGUAUUUUUUUGAUGGAUACUCUGACGAUGAGAAAAAGAAAAUUGAAGUUGACUUUCUGCAAGGGAAUUACUUCGGCUACAAGAAAAAAGGCAAUAAGAAUGUUUUCGGAACUUCAGUUAAAGAUAAUGUUGAGAUUUUAAACAUUGCAAAGUUUACAAAAGAUGGUGAAUUCAAAAAAUACCAUAAGCAUAAAUUCGUGCAAGAUUAUCAUGAAGAACUUGAAACAGUUUCAAAAAGAUCUUUUGAAGUGGUAAGAAAACUCCUUGUCCUUUUCGCAAUCAUACUAGAGCUUGACGAAAAUUAUUUUGUGGACAGACAUUUGUAUGAUGAUCCAAGUGAUGACCAUGUAAGGUUCAUGAAGUAUCACCCUCGAUCUAAGGAAGAUGAUGCAAAAGUUGAAAAUACUUGGUCUAGGGGACAUACGGAUUUCGGGAGUUUAACUUUGUUAUACAAUCAAGUGGUUUCUGGUCUUCAAAUUAAAUUAUCAGAUGGUCUGUGGAAAUAUGUUCCCCCUGUUAAAGGUGGAAUCAUUUGCAAUAUUGGAGAUACGUUGAAUUUUUGGAGUGGAGGUUAUUUUAAAUCAACUAUUCAUCGCGUUGUAAGACCUCCCCCGGAUCAGGUGAAUGCUCCCCGAAUUGGUGCUUUCUACUUUGUGCGCCCUGGUGAUAACGCACAAAUCGAAAUUGCACCUUCUCCUGUAUUAAAAAGGUUAGGCUUAUAUAAGAAAACGCCGCCAGUGAUAGGAACAGAUUAUGUAAGAGCAAGAGUAAAGAACUAUCACGACACAAAGGAGUACUUGAAGCAGAACAACGUCAAAUUUAAAGUUGGACAGUUUGAGAUAGCAGAUGGUUUCGAUUAG